Aspergillus steynii IBT 23096 is the source of this 732-nucleotide messenger RNA. RefSeq lists its product as uncharacterized. Bases 1 to 732 code for a protein of 243 amino acids. The record is from RefSeq and is a predicted model, not a curated record. The transcript has 5 exons. NCBI's taxonomy places the organism in Eukaryota, Fungi, Ascomycota, Eurotiomycetes, Eurotiales, Aspergillaceae.
AUGGCACACAAUUCACACAACUACGGCUGGCAAGGACGGACGUCGCAACCUUUCCACCCUCCCUCAAUGGCCAUGGACCAGCAAUCAUUUUCGCAGCCCCCAAUUUCCUCUGUCCCGGGGUAUCACGUUGGGUACAACCAACCUCCUCCCAGCACGCAGAGUUACUACCAACCCGGAAUCCCCGCCACGCAGUAUCUCUCCUCGCACCCAUCUAUGCCUCAAAGUCGGCACCACGCUCGCAGCUCUCCUGCCCCCUAUUCGUACCCCAGUAGUCAAGUAUCGAGCAGCCCGCCGACGAUACAAGACCCAGCAUUCACAUCUCCUCCCUCCUCCUACCUCCUCAACCAACCCGACUACUAUCUCGCCCAGAACUCCUCAUUUCCCUCCAACCCCAGCUCACUCGGCGUAAACCCGCCAGCACAAAACUUAAUCAACCCAGGAACAGUAUACUCUUCGGCCGAAUCCACACCCAACGCCGGCUCCUCAGAUCCCGAACAGCAAGUGCGCGUCAUCAGUUUCCGGCCCAAGCCCCAAUGCUGGGACCAUGGCUGCAACGGCCGCGAAUUCUCCACCUUCAGCAACCUCCUGCGCCACCAGCGCGAAAAGUCCGGCGUCGUCGCAAAGGCCGAAUGUCCCAGCUGCGGCGCCGUAUUUACUCGAACGACAGCUCGCAAUAUCCACGUCGCGCAGGGCAAAUGCAAAGGCGGAGGCCGCGAGACGUCGAUCGAGUAG